CUUAGCCUCGCGACAUCCUCCCGGUGAACUAAUUCUCCACAGGCUCUGAAGGACUUUUCUCUCCGUUUCUCACCAGGGCGGAAGGAGCGGACCGUUUCCUGACUGCUCCACGUUGUCGCCGGGGGGGGGGACACGGUAACCGAGGCGCCUCCGCUACACAUACCUGGCAUGUGACAGUUAGCGAGCAUCUCUUUUUUUUUUUAACGCCGAGGAAAAAGGAAAGUUGGUCGGCGAGAAAGGGCUCGACCGGUAGAGGGUGAGCUCCGCUUUGGUCUCCCGCCGAGACAGUCACAGAGAUGGAGCGGCUGUGCGGACCAGAGCUCCCUUUCUGGGUAGCCAAUCAGACGUUCCACACGGACCGGCCCGACCUGCCGGAGUGUUUCCAACUCUCCGUUCUGUCAUGGCUGCCGUGCAUCUACCUUUGGGCCGUCUGCCCCAUCUAUCUCUUCUAUCUCAAGAGGAACAACAGGGGCUACAUUAUGAUGUCCAUAAUGAACAGGUUCAAAACGGUGUUUGGCUUGUUGUUAUGGAUUGUGUGUUGGACAGAUCUCUUCUACACAUUCCACGAGCUGCGGCAGGGGAACACACAGCCGCCCAUCUACUUUGUCACCCCGCUGGUGCUCGGCAUGACCAUGCUGUUGGCCACGUUUCUGAUCCAGUUUGAGAGGUUACGCGGGGUCCAGUCCUCAGGGGUCCUCUUCAUCUUCUGGUUCCUGUGUGUGCUAUGUGCCAUCGUGCCUUUCCGCUCCAAGAUCCUCCAGGCCUCCAGCCAGAGCGAAGUCAAGGACAAGCUGCGAUUCACUACGUUCUACUUCUACUUCGCCUUUGUGGUCUGUGAGCUGAUCCUCUGCUGCUUCAAUGAGAAACCUCCUCUCUUCUCCAAUGUUGUCACAGACCCAAAUCCCUGCCCUGAAGCCACAGCAGGUUUUCUCUCCACCAUGACGUUCUGGUGGUUCACAAGUAUGGCUAUAAAGGGCUACAAAAUGCCUCUGGAGACCAAAGACCUGUGGUCUCUGAACAAGCGCGACAGCUCCAAGGUGACGGUGCCCAAACUCCUCAACCAGUGGGAGGAGGAGCUGACAAAAGCCAAGAGUGAUCAGAACCUUUCCAGUCAGGCGGUGUACUCCAAGCCCCCGCCAUCCACCACCAACCACACCGGAGCGGGAGGAGGAAGUAGCCCGGAGGAAGUAGAGGUGCUUCUGUCCAAUAAGAAGACGGCUCCCAGACAGCCCUCCUUCCUGCGGGCCCUCAUCAAAGCCUUCGGACCCUACUUCCUGAUCGGGUCUGCCUUCAAGUUACUGCAGGAUGUGGUCACCUUCGUCAACCCUCAGCUGCUCCGAAUGCUGAUCUCGUUCACCAAACAGAAGGGUGCUCCUGAUUGGUGGGGUUACUCGCUGGCCUUCCUCAUGUUCUUCACGGCCUUCUUGCAGACGCUCAUCCUCCACCGUCACUUUCAAUACUGUUUCGUCACUGGCAUGAAUGUACGCACAGCUGUCAUAGGAGCCAUCUACAGGAAGUCGCUAGUGAUAACUAACGCCGCCAAGCGCUCCUCCACGGUGGGAGAGGUGGUCAACCUGAUGUCGGUGGACGCACAGAGGUUCAUGGACCUCACCACCUUCCUCAACAUGCUGUGGUCUGCUCCUCUUCAGAUUAUGCUGGCCCUUUAUUUUCUCUGGCAGAACCUGGGUCCCUCCGUGCUGGCGGGGGUUGCUGUGAUGAUCAUGCUGAUCCCUUUAAAUGCUGUCAUUGCCAUGAGGACACGAGCCUACCAGGUGGAGCAGAUGCAGUACAAGGACGCUCGUAUCAAGCUGAUGAACGAGAUCCUGAACGGCAUCAAAGUGCUGAAGCUGUACGCCUGGGAGAACUCCUUCAAAGAGAAGGUCCUGGACAUCCGUCAGAAGGAGCUCAACGUGCUGCGGAAGACUGCCUACCUGGGAGCGCUUUCCACCAUGGCCUGGACCAGCGCCCCCUUCCUGGUUGCUUUGACAACGUUUGCCGUGUACGUGUCUAUUGACGAGAACAACAUCCUCGACGCAGAGAAGGCCUUUGUGUCGCUCUCGCUCUUCAACAUCCUCCGGUUUCCUCUCAACAUGCUUCCCCAAGUCAUCAGCAGCAUGGUGCAGGCCAGCGUCUCACUGAAGCGAAUAGAAUCUUUCCUGAGUCAUGAAGAGCUGGACCCAAAUUCAGUAGACAGGAAGAACACAGCCGCAGGUGAUUAAACACUCCUACUCCUUUCACAGACCUUAAAUCAACAUGUGGGUUCUGUGUUCCCUUCCUUGCCAUACUUUGAUUAUGUUUGCACAUCUGAUGUUAUUACGCAUGCUUUUAACUGACAGAAGACCUUUAGAAAAUGUGGCUUGUCAUUAUUUGUCAUCAUUUUGAAUCUCUUGUCUGAACUCAAUAGCGUCUUAAGGUUCAAGGAGUUUCUCAAAGACACUGCUUCCAACGCAUCCCUUUCGCACAGUGAGCUUGAAGAGCUUUUGCAUGACUAACACUUCAAAAAUGCCGUUUGUACUUCCAACGGGUGGAAAGUAACUAAGUACAUUUGCUCAAGUUUUGUACUUUACUUGAGUACUUACAUUUAUAGACAGUACAUACUUCUACUUCUCUACAUUUCAGAGACAAAUAUUCUUAUUUUUACUCCAAUACAUUUAUUAUAUUAUACUCAGUUACUUUGUACAUCUACACACACCUGAAAUGCUAAUAUGAUUUAAAGUGUUUUUUCUCUUUCCUUUAGUGUGUUAACUAGAUUUUGGUGAAUUGGUCUGCAAGGGUUAAAAUCCCAAAGUCCUCCCCCGUCUGAAACACGUCCAUUGGACUCCUUUUUUUACUUCUGUGACACUGUAAAGUCACUAUUUAAAUCUCGCGCUUCUAUUGUCUAGCGCUCCGACACGUUGUACAUGAUAGGCUAAGGGGCGGGACAUCUCUAAGUGGUUGCCCAUCACAUCAGUGCCGACCUGCUAACCAAUCAGAGCAGAGUGGGCUCUGGUUUCAGACAGAGGAGGAAAAGAGGUGCUGCAGCACAGGCAGUAGG
Molecule: messenger RNA, 3034 nt
Organism: Notothenia coriiceps (black rockcod)
Lineage: Eukaryota; Metazoa; Chordata; Actinopteri; Perciformes; Nototheniidae
Product: canalicular multispecific organic anion transporter 2-like
Exons: 14
Coding region: 297-2219 (640 amino acids)
Biological process (GO): transmembrane transport
Cellular component (GO): membrane
Molecular function (GO): ATP binding; ABC-type transporter activity
Source: RefSeq, a predicted model, not a curated record